This is a messenger RNA of Peronospora farinosa, 12489 nucleotides long. The record is from the annotation of a GenBank genome assembly. NCBI's taxonomy places the organism in Eukaryota, Oomycota, Peronosporomycetes, Peronosporales, Peronosporaceae.
AUGCAGACGACUGGCGUCGGCGUCGCGCCGCGCACACCGCCCAGUGACAGAGAAAAAAAGAUGAUGGACGUGCUUAUGCAAGCACCUGAUGAGCGUGUCGCACCGUUGCUGGCGUGCGUCAAGGGGUGGCCUAUGGAGGCCCAGGCAGACUUGGCCAAUUGGCUUCCCGUGCUCUUGAAGCUACACAGACUGCUGUUGUCUGCAAUGGAGAAGUGUCCUGUCUUAUUAUUCAUUCGAACAGAGCUGGAGAAGACAGAGGAGGUGCUGGUAACCAAGCAGACGGAGCGGGAAUUGACGGAACAAGUGGUGGAAAUCGUAAAAUUCUCUGGAUUUUUACUGAAAAAUGCAGCAAAUAAAGCUGUGUACCCAUCUAUUGAACCCGUGAUGGCCUUGCUAGCAGCAAGGAAUGAACGGGUCGUAGCGGAAGCUACAAAGGUGGUAGCUAUGCUGGCUUUACCUCCUCAAGUUCAUCGUUACGCUGCCGACCCCGUAAGUUUUGUAGACCCUGCAGCGGCCAGAAAUAAUCAUUUAAGACGACGGUUGCUAACGAUCGCACAAGGACGGGGAGCGCCGAAAAACAGCUUGGAAAUUGUGGAUUAUCUGAAUGGAACGAACGCUGAGACAGUUCAGGAAGUGGAGUUCCAAUUUUACAGUUCAGACCAAGAGGGGGAAAACUUGACGUCUCGUGUGGUGAGUGUCGUGGUCCCGCCCUAUGAAGAGGUGGUGACAGCGACCACGACUUUGGAAGACGCUGCGUGUGCAGCGGCUACAGCGUGUGAGCAUUUGAUAGUGCAGCACAAGAUCCCAAAGAGGCUGCAUUUUCAACUAUACACACAAGUGCGUGCGUGUUAUGCGUCUCGCAGUACAUUUGCAAGAGAAAAUUUGGUGGUAGAUCGACUGCACGCGCUCCUUGCGCUUUUUUCUCUUUUCAGUGAUGCGUGGGACGUAACGAAUUACGUGGAAAAAUAUCCAGAACUAACAAGGGGAAUUGUGGAGCUCAUUCGCGUCGAAAAUAUUGAGCGCGUGCCUGUGCGUGUGCGUGUCACAGCGUUGCUUGUACUUACCGCUUUGGUGAACGAUCGGGUUGGCCGAGGAGGAGGUAUAGGUGUGCUUGGCCGCCAGUCCAACGUAUUUCAAGCUUUGGGGGUUGUAAAAGGGACCCCACACGGUAUUUUCCCUUCGCUUGUGCGCUAUUGUAUGACCGAGCUGGGUGACGUUACCACGCAAGAUUCUGCGACAGCAACGUCAGUUUUUGCGUCUCCACCCCCGGUAGCAUCGGAAACUGCUGAUGCAGAUAUGGAUAUGAGCCUAGCUGUUGCUUUCGUGCAGGCUACAACAGAUUUAAUAUCCCCUCAGGAAGCUGAGAUAAUUAGGGCACCUUCAAUCCGAAGUACUAGUGGUGGAAGUAUUCAGGAGACACGGCUGUGCUGGAUGGAGGGUGUUUUAGGACUACUGACGGCUGUGGUAGCAAUUCAGUCUGGUGCCGCUGUUUUAACGGAAAAUGGGAUCGUUCCGGCCCUUUUGCAUGUGCUCACAAUGCCCGCGGUGAGCGCUUUUCACGUGGCCGUGAUAACGCAAUGUGUGCAAGCGCUGGAAAAUAUUGUGAGUAGUCACUCGGCAGCAUCUGCGCUUUACCGGAACCUAAACGGAGUUGGAAUACUGGUGGAUCGACUCAAGCUAGAAUGCGCCAGUCUUGUCGGGCUUUCAAAGAGCUCAACAAACUCGUCUGUGGUUUGCUCUGAAACAAAGACCGUGCUAUUACUAGCCAUCUUAGCGUCGUUAUCAAUGUCGUUUCAUGCACAAGGUGUGAUGAGUGCAGGGGCUACGAGCCGCGCUAUUCGUGAGGGAAGCGCUCUUAACAAAGCAUUACUUCAAGUGCUGUCCAAUGUGGACGUAUUUGGACCAGCUGUAUUUGCUCAGGCGGCAAUCGUGGUCUCUGAUGUUAUCAACAACGAUCCGAGCAGUGUGAAUCAUGUCCAUGCUACUGGCUUGGCAGAUGCGUUCUUGCAAACACUUACGCGAUGGAAUGUUGCAGAGUUAUACCCAUCUCGGAUUCUAUUACCGCUGUCAAGUGAACUGCUCACGGCAGUUCCAACAGUGUUGAAUACUUUGUGCUUAACAACUACACAUGCGGAAAAAGUGGCAAAGGCUGAACCACUCAUGCACUUGUUGGACGUUUUCGCACUUCCGCAAUACACCGAAGAAGAAUCCAAAGAUUGGUGCUUCCAUGGUGAUACGGCGGCUGUCGUUGGUACCGGUAUUUUUGAACUAAUGCGACACGUUCCAAGUUUCCAAAAUGCUGCUAUUCAAGCUGCUGUCCAUGCAAUAAAAAAGGUGAUUCGUUUUGGCGAAGAAAGCAAUUUAAUGGCUCCCCUCAAUGUCAAGGCCAACGGUAUUUUAAUUCGAAUGACGACGCAUGUGGCAGAUUUGUUGGAGCCUUUGCUAUCCAAAUCCGAGCACGCUGCUUAUUUUGCGGACCUAAAAGGCAUUCAGCUGCUUUUAAGACUAUAUCAGCUAAUCUUGCCAAGCACUACGUCCUUUUUAAAGAGUGCUCUGCCUAGCGAAAGCACCACUCGAGGCAGGCUUCCCAAAAGCACCCUGUCUCAUGAUCCAGCGGUGCAGUCUAUUACUCUUGUACUUCGUUCGUACGCAUCCCAGCAACCCACUAAUCUUCUCGGGGCUGUUGUAAAAGAACUGAAUUUACAAUUGAACAAUCUUCAACGUGCGCGCACCAAGGUUGGACUACCGUGGGCCCUAGGCGAAUGCGGUGAGGGCGCCGAAACGGUGCUGAGCUCAUUACCAAAUGUCGAUUUGGCAAAACUGACAUAUGUACAUGAUGAGAGUACUGCCACGGAACCCGCUGUUGCCAAGGUGGUGGUUGUAGAUGAAUAUCUACGAGUGUUGUCUGUGCUGGAAUGGCUUGCGUCCGUGCUCACCUGGACGCUGGAAACUGCGCACACUCAUACUCAGAGCCGGAGAUGGUUUGCUGAUUUCACAGCGUCUUCAACACAAGAAGUUAUGACGCGCUUGUUCCGUGUGGACCGUUCUGUUCAGUUUGAAAGGGCAAGUCUUGCGACACUACACCAGAAGAUGCGAAAACAGAAGGACAUCAAGGUACAGAAGACAGAGUUUGAUGAUGGCCAGCGCAGCGGCAUGGAGGCGACUGAAGGGGCUGAAGAGGAUACAUUCCAUUCAUUAGCCGCCGAACGCGGUUGUGGGGAAUCAGGCCUUUGGAAAGUGGGCUCUCUUCUUCUUCUGCGCUUUUCGUUGAGCAUGCGCAGCUUAUUAACGGCUUGUAAUAAGGUUUUUCUAUCGGCUUUGAUGCAGCAGCACCGAGGGGACGAUACCGCGGUACCUCUAGCACCUCAUGCUCGAGCACUCGCACGGAUGGUUGCGCAGGUUUUAGAAAGCCAUCUUUUUUAUGUCGUUUCAGUGUAUCGUGCGACACAGAUUGACACAUUCGUGCAGCAGUACUACCUCACGUUCCUUUUGGAGACGAUCUCAAUUGUGCUUUUCGAGGGAAAGAAAAAGCAAGCUAAUACUUUGUUGCUGGUGGAGCUCAUGAAGCCCAUAAGUGAAGUUUCGGAAGUUUUGACCGAACCUUCCCGAUUACUCAAUGAAGAUGUUGCAAUGGUUUACGAAAACGUCUGUGAAAGAAAAAGCGAUGCUGUCCUGCCUGGCAAAACUAUCGCCACGUGCGCUGGUGCUCAAGUCAUAGCUUCAAACCUGAUGGAUGUGAUCAUGAAUAUCAUUGAGCGUUUCUUCACUGUUUGUCUCGAAAGUGAGAGUAGCUCUAGUGGUGGCAAGCCCUCGCAGAUGGCGUUGACGUCUUUCCACAUUGCAGCAAGUGUUUUACGAAAACUGUCCAACCUUGAAGCGCUGUCUGCGUCACCGUUGACAGCAGCGUUGCUUUCUAGUGAUAAAGCAGGUGAAAGUGAUGAAGCUCCAUUUCAGCCUCAAAGACUUACAGUACAAUUGCAUGCAAUGUGCGUUCGUGCGCUACUGUCAAUUUGGAAGCACCCAAAGUUUCUGACUUCGUCUGUGGAUUUAUGUAUGGCGGAGGUGAUGCCUAUUGCCGUGACCGUACUAAAGAAUCGCAUGGAUAGUAAUGAUGAAGCUUUGGGAUUGGACAGCGAAAAUGAGCUAAGCGGUCUUUGUCGUCGACAAGAAUUGGGCUUUAGUCGCGGCAAUUCUAACAGAAACUCCGGCACCGAGCUCUACAACGAAGCAUUAUCUCUUCGAAGAGCACUCUUUGGAGGGACACUCGAAGGGACAUCCGCCGGGUAUGGGCGUUUGUCGUUCGUACCGGAUGCUGAAAUUGUCGAGAGCUUGGUUUCUAUGGGCUUUCCGCAGCCACAGGUUGAGCGGGCAUUGCGACAAAUCCAAGUGAACAAUGUGGAGCUGGCAAUGGAAUGGAUUUUGAACCACCCCGAAGACGAAAGUGAGCCGGACGUUGGUGAAACACAACAUGCGCAGGACGACGACAGUGCGGCUGCAGAAAGUACCCUUUGUCGAGAUGAAGCAGCAGCAACGGGGGGAAAAAAGAUGGAAGAAGACUUGCAAGCGCUUUACAUUUUGUUGCGAGACAGUUUUGAGACAGUGUGCUUUGAAAUCUUACGUAUACAAGCUGCCAAAGAAAAACAUGAAGAUGUGAAGUAUGCGAAAGGUUUGGAGGCCGAACGUAAAUUGUACCCGAGUCAAAAUUUGGUUAAGGCAAUCGCAGAAUAUUUCAAUUUUCUGUGCUCACGCUCAGAUGAAGACCGUGAUUUGGUAAUUAGGCAUCUGAAUGCUGCUAUUUUGGAUUACUUCAAUGGAGGUGAAGAAGACGCGGAUGAGUAUUUGACCAUGCUCACCCACCUAUUAGCUCUUGUGCUUCAGCUAAAUUCUGGCUCUUGGGCCGUGAUGCAAGUUCAAUUUCCUUCGUGUAUCGAAAAGCUCGUAACAUACGUUUCAAGUGCUGAUAUCACUGAAAAGGGUUUUCUAAAGCCAUCAUGUACGCCAGUACUAUUAGCUCUUGACGCAGUAGUAGCUGGGAUGGCAGCAAAGCGAUUAUCUACGACAGUCGCAUCCUCUCUUGAUGAUACUUUCGUGAGGAAUGCGGACGACCCUGAGAACAAGUCGAAAGGACACGGUCGAAGCGAUGACAGUGGUGUAAUGAACCGUACUGAGGACUUUGCAUUCGAACAGCAACUUGUUACAAUUUGCUUGCAAAUACUGAAGCGGGCAUCGUCAGUACUCUCAACGAAUGCUAGCAAAUCGGCUGCUCACGCCAUUUGGCAGCUUCUGUCGCGCUUGACUUUGAAUUACGAUCUGGCGUCUUAUUUCUUGGCGCAUGGUGGUCUCGAUGCUGUGUUGGAUAUCCCGGAAAGUGUAUUUUUUGUUGGAUAUCAAGAACUGACGGGUAUGUUGCUCUCGCAGGCACUAGAAUCUCCUGAAGUUUUAGAGCAUAUGAUGGAAGAAAAAAUUCGGCGUGCAAUUACAAAGCUGUCAGCACGAUUACCAAACCAGAUGCGUAUCACGCCGCGUGCGUUAUUAACAGAAGUCGCUCCUUUUGCCGCUCGAAAUGAAUUUGUGUUUCUUAAAGCAUUGCAGAAGUCGGUGCGGGUGAAGAAAACCGAGUCAGGCCGGACAUACGUUGUAUUGAGACAGUUAAAUGCUGAUAAUACCGUUACACCAAUAGGACAGGUUUCGCAACCUCUCUUGCCUCAAGAUGGCGCGACUAGUGAAGCAAAAUCUUCACAUAAAUUUCCCAAGGAUCACAAACAUCAUGCUUACGCUAUUGUGCACAAAAUAAUUGGUCGCAUCAGUAAGUUGUGGAUCGUUGAAAAACACGCCAAGAAACAGAAAAUUAUAUCGGGUGACGAGAUUGAAGCUACAUCCGCAGGAAUGUGUGUGGGUGUGUACAUGCAGUUACUAGUUCAUCUGAUUACUUACUUCCCAGCAUGCGCGACAGUCCUGGCUAAGGCGAAAGAUGAAGCUGUUUUGCAUGGAGAGCGCGUGAGCUUUAUUCGAUUGGUGCUCUGCGAGUUUUUACCUUCUCGUGAACUCUGUCAGUUCGUGGCAUCUCGUAAGGCGCUGAAGGAAGACGGAUAUUACGGUAACAGCAGAAUUGGCAGUGCCGAUAUAGAUCUGCUUGUCUCGGAUGUUAAAGCAUUCGUUGACUGUCGUACAAGGUUGCGUGUGUAUCAUGCACAUAGACUAUUAGUGAGCAUCGGCAGCCAUUCAGGAGAAGGUUCAAAGUGUGUUAUCUUAGACCUUGUCCACUUGCUUCAAAAAUGGCCACAAUUUGAUGAUGUGGAUUUUUCCAUGGAGAGCUUCGAUUUGAGUGUGCGUGAUGAACGAGCUUUGAGCUCUUUGCACGCAUGGUCAGGUUUGAUCAUGAGUAUAUUGUGGCCUAAGGGUUCUUCAAAAGGAUUCGCCUGGGAUAAGGUCGUGCUGGGAGGAGGUCUUAAGGGCAAACAUUCAUUUGUGACGCUACUUGCCGAAGCUCUUCGAAAAAUUGACUUGACGCACCCAUUGGCACACGCUACCUGCACGAUGCUGUUACGCCCAUUAUCGACGCUGACGCGUUCAUUUGUGACUCACCGCAUAAGGCGUUUGCUAAAAAAGCGAAACAACAGCUCCACCAUCGUGGGCGAUACGACUUUAGCAAGGGGUAAUCAAAAUCAGUCCCUUUCGGGCGUAGAGACGUCGACCUCAGCUGAAGCAACUACAAUUUCAGCUUCAUCGUCACUGGAGGAUAAUCGUGAUACAUGGCAAUCUGCUAAUCGGGACGACAGCAUGGUGGUGGAUAUAAAUCUUCAAGAUGCAGCAAAUUCCCGUGGUACUACAUUUUAUCCGCUGGGUGAAGGAGAUGACGACAUUUCGAUGCAAUCUCCGCUUUCUGAAAUGGACAACAACGAUAUACGUGAUGAGGACGAAGACCAUAGCGGAGAUGAUCGCAGCAGUGUUUCAGACCAUUCUACGGAUGAAGGGGAAGGUGAAGAAGAUGACGACGACGACGAGGAUGAUGAUGACGAUGACGAGGAUGAUGAUGACGAUGACGAAGAUGAUGAUGACGAGGAUGAAGAUGAUGAUGAGGAUGAAGAUGAUGAAAAUGAGUUUGAAGAACACCAGCGUUUACACAUGUCUCGUCGUAUAGGUGAUCACGGAUCCAGUCGCCGCUCAUCUUCAAAUUGUCUUUGGGGAUCUCUCGACUCGGAGCUGUCGAUUCUGGAUGCAUUGGACGAGGUUAACGAAGACGAGUUUUCUUAUUUGAACAUAUUAGAUGAUGAGGCUUUCUUUGCCGAAGAACAACGGCGUCGCACUCGUCUGGCCGCUGCUCAAAAUGCCAGAUCGAGUAACAGCUCUAGCGAAGGGAACCAGCUAGCAAGGAACUCUGAGGACAGACUGGUAGAGUCCAUGCGCGAUGCAUUUGGGCUGUAUAACAGCAGUGGAAGUGGGCCCCGUCCCGCCUCUAGUGGACAGACUCUCGUGUUGACAUUUGGCGAUGUAGAAGACGAUGCCGAAGUGGGCGAUACCCAAGAAGAUCUUGCUGCCCCAAGAAGUCGCCUGCGCAGUGAAAAUGGAUCUGGGCAUUUUUCAGGUUCGCAAAGCCGAUUGGAGAGUAACUCUGGCAGUAUGGCUACUUCACUACUUCAGUAUAUUGAAGAGCUACCAGAUAUGCUCGAUGACGAUUUUCCCUUCGAAUCAUUUGAUGCAAGUGGUAGAGGUAAUAGAUCACGUCGCGAACGUAGCACCAGUUUGUCGUUGGGGUCCCGCACGAGUAUUGAUCAAUUUGGUUCGGACACCACCACUACACAUCCACUGCUGCGCACGCAUAGACGUGGAGAUUCCAUCGUUUUGGAUGCUAACGGCUUGCUGCGCGAUCCCGGUCGAUAUUCGCUGCCUCGACAUUCAUCUCUGUUGCGGGAGCUGCGCGAGCUGACUGACCAAGUUCAAACACAGCUGCCGCUUGGUGGGAGUAGAGUACGACUGAUACCGAGACAUGAAAUAUUGCAACGCGAAACAAGAAAUCGAGGACGACCGCCAAGUCAUACUAAUCGUUUGUCUUCUUUAUCCCAUCUGCUCCACGAGUUUUCGCUGGACAUUCCGACCUCGGCACUGCCUUCACGGAACCAACGUCUCGGUUUCCGACAAAGCGAACGGGACACCUUUAGUGAUGUUUUCGUGGGCAUGGAUUUAUCCCGUGGCCUUAACAGUCGAGGUGGCGACAUAAUUGGGGGUACAGCGUCUAAUACGACAAUUUGGGGACCAAGCGGUGUCAGUCGUGAUGUAGAUGUCCGAUCGGUGGCGACACGACUUGAACAACAAUUUACGCGCAUUUGUGCGGAUGACGAGGAUGCUACUGUAAUCCCUGCUGCUGGGCGAGCAGAAGGAGAAAUCUCCUCUCAACAGGAGGAGGAUGUCGACGAUAUUAUGGAAGGAGGAAGCGCUACUGGGACACCGCUGAGUGAAGAGCACACUGCGAGCGAAAUUAGGGCACAUGAAAACACUGAAGAAAGCGAUAAUCAACCGGGAAUUCCAGCGAACAGCAACAGAAAUGAGCAACACGAGGUGGUGACGGAAGCAGCUUCUGUUUUGGAACUUACCAGUACUCUUGGAGAAACAUCGCUGCUGCGGUCACCACCUCAAUCAGAUGUCGAUGCGGACAUUGUCGAUGCAGAGGUGGAAAGUGUAGUAGAAGGCCAAGAGACGACAAUGGGCUCCUUAUCUGGGGCACCAGGUGGUACUUCUGAUAGUAUAUCUCCGCUCCCCACUCCAGCGUCUGCUUCAGCCACUGCAGCAGCAGCAUCUAACUCUUCUGAUCCGAUGAUGAACUUCACUCUCGAUCUAACAAGCUUCGGCACGGCCUCUUCACAGCCUAUCGCCAGUGACACUAAUAACCAAGUUAGGGCAGUUGAAGAGCUGUCACCGAUAAGGACACCGACAUCAUCCGUUGAAGCUGUCGCGCUCGAGUUGUCGACUACAUUACUUGAUCAGCAGCAACAGGACUACCUUUGCCCUGAAGGUAUGGAUGCUGAAGUGUUUGCGUCGUUACCUCCGGAUAUGCAAGCAGAAAUUGUUGCGCAGAAUGCACCGGCAGUUCCUGAAUCCACAAGUGCUCGCAGUGAUACAGCCACGACUGGAGGUGGCAGAGGUGGUUCUGAAAGUGUGUCACAGAUGGACUUGGAUAUGGCUAACUCGAGCUUCGAUCGUGAGACACUGGAAGCGUUGCCCCCUGAUAUCCGUGCAGAGGUGUUGGAAAAUGAGCGGCGUGAGCGUGAAUCUGCCGCUCGCGCGGAAUCUGCAGACACGUCUCGCGCUCAAGAAAUGGAUAAUGCUUCCUUUGUAGCUUCGCUGGCACCAGAUCUGCGCGAGGAAAUCUUGGUCACUUGCGAUGAUGCGUUCCUGCAGACGCUGCCAUCGCAAGUGCGUGCAGAAGCGACUGUUCUGCGUGAACGCGCGGCCUUUCGCUCAGUUUACCGCGAACGUGAUCGCCGUACCGAGGGGCGGGAAAGUGGCAGCGGCGAAAAUGACAUGGACGAUUUGUUUAAUCGCCCUACUCUACGACGCAUGACAACCUCUCACAGCCCAGAAAGAGGUACUAGCCGUCGGCGGUCUCGUAUGUAUGAUGAAAUCGGUGGACGUCAUAGCAACCGCCGUGGUUAUCGUUCAGGGACAGGGAGUUCCACGACUCACAAAGGAUUAUUGCGUGUAGAGAAGGAUGAGGAAGAGGAUCCCGGUGAGCGAAUCUUCGACGAUCGAUGCGUGCGCGGCUUGUUGCGGCUUCUCUUUAUGACGCAGUCCGUCAUACAAAAUCGUGUAUUUCAGCGACUGCUUGCAAAUAUCUGCCUUUAUCCGUUGACACGAUGCAGCAUUCGACGUAACUUGCUGCAAGUGAUCUCUUUACCGCUUUCAGAGCGCUUAAUACCUGGCAAUGAAAAAGAUGACGACGAUGAUGGCAGCGGUAAGAUUCAAUUCCCACCGACCACGAUGUAUGGAUGUGGUAUCGGAGGGAACCGUGCUAUUGGAGGGAAAGCGGUACCUGCUGAAGUGGUGAACCGCAUGUUACAUAUUCUUGUGUCGCUUGCGAAGUAUAAUCCGCGUUUCACCGUGGAAAUGCUUUCGCCCCACGGUAUGCUUCGCGUUUCGAAUGAAAAGUGCACGCCAGUGAAGGUAGAGGCGCCGUUCUCCAAUGAGUGCGGCGUUGCCGUCUUAAUUGACUUGCUGGCAUUGUCGGUGGUAUAUCGCAAUGGUACAAACUUAGAUGCGUUGCUCGAGUUGCUUGAGCUGGUUUUGUCUCCCCUUGAGCGGUUACACAAAUCGGAUGUUGACGAGGAGAAGAAGGAAGGCGAUGAAGGUGACACAUCAAACCUGGAAGGUGGCGGCGAGUGGGUGGCAGUGCCGACGGUGGAGCUGGACGAAGCGCGUAUGAGUAAAAUCGUGUCUGUAUUGAGCAUGGACGUGUGUACGAUCCAGAUGCAGGAGCGCACACUUGCGGUGCUGAAGUUAUUGAACCAUGUGCGCGGAAACCGCGAGCUUGUCAUCAGCGCGAUUGUACGGCAUGCUAGCACGCUGGCUCGUGUUGACCGGUACAAUGGAAAAUGUCUACCUUCUGGGUUUGAGUCGUCAGCAGUGCUGCCAUUGGCUCAGGAUGAGCUCAAGCUGCUACGGCUACUACACUCUUUGUCCGAUGUCUGCGAGAGUACUGCAGAAUUUACUGAGUGCUGCCAAACUAUUUGUUUGGACCCACUGUGGGAUUCUCUGAGCUUGUCUCUUACGGAAGCGCGUGCGAAGGGUGAUCUUGAUGAUCACGAUAGCAGUGCGUCCGAUGCUUUAGCCACCCCUUCUACCAUCCAAGCUCCUUCGGCUACAGAUUUUAAUGGUCAGCCUGGCACAACGGACGAUGCAGAGGGAACUGUGAUUGAAGGCAAGAGUGCGGGUGCCUCAUGCGCGAUGGCGGCGCUUUUAGCACGUUUUCUACCCAUGGUGGAGGCUUUUUUUGUUGUUAAUGCCAGGGAUGCGGCAUCCAUGACGUUGCAUUUACCUGAUUCUAGUGAGCGCGAAGAAGCAGUUGUGGCAGCCUUGAGUGCUGGUGGAUUUGAUGGUGCGAAUGCAACAGCACUAAUGCAUGACCAAGAGCAAAAGUCGUCGCCGAAGAGUGCGCUAAAACGCAGCUCAUCGGCUUUAUCGUCAGUCUCGGAGGCAAAUGAGACUAUGAGACUGGCAAACUUCGUGGAGUCGAAUCGCGUGCUCUUGAACUUACUAGUACGGGAGAAGCCAUCACUUCUGGAAACGUCCUUUGCUGCUUUAAUAAAGAUUUCUCGCUGUCGAGCUUAUCUAGCGUUCGACAACAAGCGUACAUACUUUCACAGCGCCAUGAAACGGCUUCGUCAAGCGGCACUGCGGAACCACGGUGGUGGAAGCUCCUCAGUGCGCAUCCCUGUACGCCGCGAGCAUAUAUUCGAAGACUCUUACUAUGCCUUGCGUAUGCGCAGCGGUACCGAAUUGCGACGAAAGCUGCAUAUUUCUUUCACGGGCGAAGAAGGUAUUGAUGCCGGUGGAGUCACGCGAGAGUGGUACAUGAUUUUAGCGCGCGAGAUGUUCAACCCAAAUUAUGUGCUAUUCACGUCAGCGGCGGACUCGCCUACUUUCCAGCCGAAUCCUCUGUCAUAUGUGAACAAAGAUCACUUAAGUUACUUUGAGUUCGUUGGUAAAGUGCUGGGCAAGGCGGUGGCAGACGGCCAGCUACUUGAUGCGCACUUUACGCGCUCGUUUUACAAGCACAUCUUGCAGCUGCCAAUUUCGUACCACGACAUGGAAGGCAUUGACCCGGAGUACUACCGGAAUCUUCAUUCGAUUCUAGACAACUCGAUUGGAGAUCUUGGACUGGAGCUAACUUUUUCAGCAGAGCAAUCCAACUUUGGCAAGGUAGAGGUGGUUGACUUGAUUCCUAACGGCAGGAACGUGCCUGUAACUGACGCGAACAAGAUGGAGUAUGUGAAACUAAUCACUCAUCACCGCAUGGCGACUGGUAUUCGUCAGCAGAUUGAUGCUUUCCUGAAGGGGUUUCACCAGCUGGUACCACCCGAGCUGAUUGCAAUUUUUAACGAGAACGAGCUAGAGUUGCUUAUUUCGGGCAUGCCUGAAAUCGAUAUUGAUGAUUUGAAGGCGAAUACGGAUUACGCCAACUACAAGCCCACGGACUCGGUAAUACGCUGGUUCUGGAACGUGCUGUACUCGUUCACACACGAAGAGCGGGCUCUUUUCCUGCAGUUCGUAACAGGUACCUCUAAGGUACCUCUUGAAGGUUUCAAGGCACUGGAAGGUAUGCGCGGGACACAGAAGUUCAACAUUCACAAGGCGUUCGGUAACAACAGUGCGUUACCGUCCGCACAUACUUGUUUUAACCAGCUGGAUCUACCAGAGUAUGAAAGUGAGGAUAAGUUGAAGCAGUGUCUCCUGCUCGCAAUUCGCGAAGGCUCGGAGGGUUUUGGCUUCGGCUGA